This is a messenger RNA of Phyllopteryx taeniolatus (common seadragon), 1648 nucleotides long. It is a transcript of the gene itpk1b, whose product is annotated as inositol-tetrakisphosphate 1-kinase b. Gene Ontology annotation, molecular function: inositol-3,4,5,6-tetrakisphosphate 1-kinase activity; ATP binding; magnesium ion binding. Gene Ontology annotation, cellular component: cytoplasm. The record is from RefSeq and is a predicted model, not a curated record. NCBI's taxonomy places the organism in Eukaryota, Metazoa, Chordata, Actinopteri, Syngnathiformes, Syngnathidae. Bases 305 to 1480 code for a protein of 391 amino acids. The transcript is spliced from 11 exons. Gene Ontology annotation, biological process: inositol trisphosphate metabolic process.
AGCCUCCGGGAUCCUGGGUGUGUGCAGUCAGUCAGUCAGCACAGGCAGGCGGAGAAAACACCAGCAGCCACAUCGCAGCGUGAGUCCAGCCGUGCCUGUCAACUGUCACCUUGCCUGGAAACUUCUCCCUUUGCUCCAUCUGGCGGACCGAGAAUGGGAAACUACCCGAGCUAGUUCCCGAAGAGGACCUCAAUUCAGGGGCGGACUGCCCAAAGUGCCAGAUCGAUCCCUCAUCCAGUCAGCUAGGCAGUGAGUCAGUCCCAUCCUUCACGUCCAGGGAGGGGAUCCAGGCGCCUCAGUGGAGAUGCAGACCUUCCUAAAAGGCCGGAGAGUCGGCUACUGGCUCAGUGAGAAGAAGAUGAAGAAACUGAAUUUUCAUGCUUUUGCAGAUUUGUGCAGGAAAAGAGGGAUAGAGGUCGUUCAGUUGGACCUCAGCCAGCCUCUGGAAGAGCAGGGUCCCCUGGACGUCAUCAUCCACAAACUGACGGACCUCAUCCUGGAGGCAGACCAGAAUGAUUCUCAGGCUGUGCUGCUUGUGCAAAGAGUGCAGGACUACAUCGACGCCCACCCCGAGACCAUCGUCCUGGAUCCCCUGCCAGCUAUCAGGACUCUGCUGGACCGCUGCAAAUCUUACCAGCUCAUCCACAGGAUAGAAAGCUGUAUGCAAGAUGAGAGGAUUUGCUCUCCUCCGUUUAUGGUGCUCAACACCGAGUGCAACCCGGAUGUGCUCGAGCAGAUCAGGAAGCACGGACUCACGUUCCCCUUCAUUUGCAAAACUCGAGUGGCUCAUGGAACCAACUCCCAUGAGAUGGCUAUUAUCUUCAGUGAGGAUGACCUGAAGGAUGUAAAGCCCCCCUGCGUCAUUCAGAGCUUCAUCAACCACAAUGCAGUGCUCUACAAGGUGUUUGUUGUGGGGGACUCGUACACGGUGGUGGAGAGGCCCUCCCUCAAGAAUUUCCCCGCCGGACCUGCAGACAGGAAAGCCAUUUUCUUCAACAGCCACAACGUUUCCAAGCCGGAGUCGUCCUCAGACUUAAACUCGAGGGAGAACGUAGAGGGUGUAUCUCAGCCUCCAAGCGACGACGUCAUCCGAGAACUGUCCAGGUCCUUGCGGCAGGCGCUGGGCGUGUCCUUGUUCGGCAUCGAUGUCAUCAUCAAUAACCAAACUGGCCAACAUGCCGUCAUCGACGUCAAUGCCUUCCCAGGUUACGAGGGCGUCCCCGAGUUCUUCGGCGACCUGCUCAACCAUAUCAGCAGCGUGCUCCCGAGCCACGUCGGCCCCUCCGACCCCCCUCCCGCCAGCGAGCCGCCCAAAGGCGUGAGCGGCCCCGCGGCCGCCGACACCCCCCCGUGGAUCGUGGAGGGCGACGCGGGACUGAAGGGUGCGCGUCAUCAGCGGCUGGGCUGCAGCUCGCCCAUGUCGCCCAACUUCCAGCAGCACUGCGUGUCAACUAUUGCCACCAAGGCCUCCUCCCAGUGACUUUGUCUCCCCCACCCCCCACCUCUUGCUGGAAAAACACAUCACAACGGUGACAAUAACAAUGAAUAAUAAUCAUAAUAAUUAUGACGUUAAUGAUAUCUAAUCACAACCUUUUCCCGUGUAGUUCUUGCAAACGAUGAUGAUUGGGUGUAAAGCUUUUUUCUCUCA